UUAGUGCAUUGUUAAUAAUAAAUGUGACAUUAUAACCUUUCAAUAAUAAUCCUUCUAAUAAAGUAUAUAACAAUAUGUAGAUCUAUGCAGGUUAUGUGAUAUCUCAUAACUAUAGGUACCUAAAUGCAUUUUUAGAUUAUAGAAAUUAUUUAAAACAAAUUAAUACAAAAAACAAAGCUUCAAAAAAACGUAUCAUGAUUGAACAUACAGAAAAUUCUGUAGUUUAUAAUCAAGUUUUAAGAAACAUGAACACUGGAAAUAUAUUUUACAUGCCAUUAACUUCUUUCGCUGAGAUGUGGUACCAAAUAUUCCUAUGGGCAUUAUUCUCUUCUAUAUUUGUUCACAUGAUAGCCGGUACAAUUUGUUUCGCUACUUUACGACAACAUAAAUAUGGAAAAUUUUUCCCACUUCUUAUAAUUAUAAUGGGCAUAUUGCUACCAUUAACAUCAGGUGUAUUAAGCUCCGCUGCUGUUGCAUUUGUUUAUCGUGCAUCAAGUCAUCAGAUGCCACCAUUAUAUGCAUUAGUAUGGGGGAUUGGCCAAACAGUCGUUGCUGCUUGUGUUGGAUUUACUAGAAUCUUAGCAACUUUAUAAUAUACAUGUAUAUAAAAUAUAAUUAGAUAAUAACAAAGAAUAUAAACAACUAUAACAUAA
This is a messenger RNA of Polistes dominula (European paper wasp), 653 nucleotides long. Its product is annotated as transmembrane protein 170B. NCBI's taxonomy places the organism in Eukaryota, Metazoa, Arthropoda, Insecta, Hymenoptera, Vespidae. The record is from RefSeq and is a predicted model, not a curated record.